AUGAAAGAGGAAGUGAAUCUAUGAAAAUAGCUUGGGGAAUUUUGAUAUACAUUAGUAGGCUACAGUACACCUCAGGAGAUUGUCUGAAAGUCAGUAUAGGUUUCACAUUAAGAGUUAAGAGGAAAGUGAGAGUUCUGUCCAGAUUUAGUUCUGAUGACUCCAUUGUUUAGAUUUGAUGCUUUUCUGUACAAAAGAGCUUUAUAACAUUUGUAAGUUAUUGAUUGUACAAUGAAUAUAUAUAUAAUAUACAAUUUGUGUUACAAGUUAUUUCUCUCUCUUUCUCUCCAGAUGCAGAGGUAUCUGGUGCUCUGUAUGGCCCUGCUGGCCCAGGUCUCUGCUGAUGACUGCCCAGACGGAGGGGCGUGUGAGGAGGGCAACACCUGCUGCAAGGUCCCCUCCGAUGGCUAUGAAUGCUGCCCAAUGUAUCAGGUAUGUAUGGGGUGGUGCCCGCAGAGAUUAGCCCUUAGCUUUAGUUGCAGCCUGAACCGAGUUCCCUAACCCUUGUACACUGUGAAUUAUAUCUAUUAGAAGUGUACACACCAAAUAGGUAGUCUAUGGUGUCAUUGUCUCUUAUCCUGAAAUAGAUACCAAUCUUUAAUUGCGCCCUUGUGCUAGCAUUCUCUUGUAGUGUCUGUUUGAUCUGUAAGAUGUGAGCUUUUAACACACUUUGUUAAUCAAACUACUCUCUUACCAUUUAUCUCAGGCUGAGUGCUGUGAGGAUCAUAUCCACUGCUGCCCUGAGGGAACACUCUGUGUUGUGAAUGAGUCCAUGUGUGUGAAUGGAACUGUCUCCCUACCAUGGGUGGAGAAAGUUUCUGCUAAACAGUCCAGAUAUCCUAAAGUAAGAAUAUCAGGGAAUCCAGGAAGAAAGUGUAGCUGACUAUUGACAACAUUGAAAUGCACUGUAACAGUGACACCAGUUGACUUUCAUGGCAAUAUGUGUCCCUGUUUUCAAUCAUUCACUGACUUCGGCGAUGUCAUUUACAAAAUAGCCUCCAACACUCUACUCAGCAAAUUGGAUGUAGUCUAUCACAGUGCCAUCCGUUUUGUCUCCAAAGCCCCAUACACUACCCACCACUGUGACCUGUACGCUCUUGUUGGCUGGUCCUCACUACAUGUUCGUCGUCAAACCCACUGACUCCAGGUCAUCUAUAAAUCCCUGCUAGGCAAAUCCCCAUCUUAUCUUAUCUCACUGGUCACUAUAGCAACACCCACCCGUAGUCUGCGCUCCAGCAGGUAUAUCUCACUGGUCAUCCCCAAAGCCAACACCUCCUUUGGCCGCCAUUCCUUCCAGUUCUCUGCUGCCAAUGACUGGAACGAACUGCAAAAAUCUCUGAAGCUGGAGACUCUUAUCUCCCUCAUUACUUUAGGCGUCAGUUGUCAGAGCAGCUUACCGAUCACUGCACCUGUAAACAGCCCAUCUGUAAUUAGCCCAUCCAACUACCUCAUCCCCAUAUUGUUAUUGUUGAGGAAAACUCGUUUGAGGAAUCAGGCAGAACUCAUUUAUCAGCAAUAAGAGUUUAUUCACACUCUCUGGAUGAAACUCGAGAGGAACUUAAAAAUGUACAGAAUCACACAGUCAUUUAUAUACUUCACCUACACAAAGAACUGCUUACCUCUCUCUUAAAGCAUUAUACAAAAAGAACCGGUUCUAAACAGUUCUCACAGCCUAUGUGUCUAAGAUAGGGGAGUGCUAAGAUCUUUAGAGCCUAAGCAGAACUAGAAUUCUGCUUGGUUAGGCCUUUAGUGCCCCAGAGAUAAGGAGCCAAAAACAAAUCACUCCUUUGUGCGGUGUGUGAAGAGGGUACUGGACAGUUGAAGGAAAAUUACCAGUGAAAAGUACAUACAGUGUAUAGUACUAUUCAACUCAAGCAUUUACAUAGCAUUAGACUGUAACAAAAUAAUUUUGCCAAAACAACAUAUUAACCUAGAUGAACGUAGGGUCAUCAAAAAUACUAUAGUCAGUCAUGUUUUUUGUCAUGGAAAAAGUCAAAUGUAUUUUUUCUACCCCUCUAGUCUUUCAGAAUGAUCAGUGCAUAUGCUGGGGAUGAGGAUGAUAACAUCUGCCCUGACAACUCCCACUGCCCAGCUGAGUUUUCCUGUCUGAAGGCCACUACGGGCUAUGGUUGCUGUCCCAUUGCUCAUGUAAUAGCCUAACCACUGUUGCAAUCUAACCUUUUCCACCUCAUUCAUACUGUUAUAAUAUUCACAUAAAACAUGGAUUGGUGUCAAUGGAAAAAAUGGAGUUAUGUGCACAGAUAUCAAGUAAAUUGAUCUAAUGUACACACAGGCUGUGCCUUGCUCGGAUGGGAAACAUUGCUGUCCUGAAGGCCACCAGUGCAGCACAGACAGCAGCUCCUGCAUCAAACAGAAAGGUUAGACUCUUGUGGAAUCACAUUUUGCCAUCUUAUGCUUCUGUUGCAACAUCAUCAUUAACUGCUCUGCCUUCUUCCACCCCUGCAGAACCUGUUGUUGCAGUGCUGUGCAGUGACAGAGUGUCUGAGUGCCCAGAGGGAACCACAUGCUGUGAGACUCCAGAUGGGAGUUGGGGGUGCUGCCCCAUGCCCAAGGUACAGGGGGGCUAUAUGGAGGGGGCUAUGGGGUUACCAUCAUGGAUUUGCGAGUCAGGAAUAAUGUUGGUCCUUUGAAUGGGUGACAUGUACACUCUCCAUAGUGUAGUGUCUGUAAUCACUCCAUGGAGAGAUGUCUAAUCAAGGAUUUGCAUGGCCUAUGUGCUAACCCUUUGUUUAUAUAUGGUCAUCUCAUGAGGUGAUUCUCUAUGUGUCUGUGUGCACUGACCAGGCUGUGUGCUGCGAGGAUAAGAUUCACUGUUGUCCUGAGGGCAGCACCUGUGACAUCAAGCAAUCCAAGUGUAUAUCCACUACCAACAAGGAAAUGCCCAUGUGGGCCAAGUUCCCUGCCCGCAAGAGGGCAGAGUGGGAAAACCAGAAUGGUAGGUUUUUUUUCUCCAAAAAAAGGCAUACUUUCUGGUCUAUUUUUGUACCAAUCACUGUCUGGAUGUAUGUGUGUAUGAUUAUUUUGCUGUACGUGCUUUCAGAAGUUGCCCAAGUGACAACACCUAUUCCAGACACUACCACCUCAGCCAAUAGGAGUCCUGCUUCUCUUUGGGAGGGGGGGGGUUCUUCUCCACCCUUCAUUAGGACAGGACGACAUUACACUUCUUAGAACAAUACAAUAGUGUUGUGGAAUAUUUUGUUAGCUCCUCCAGUUGUGUUGAUCGCUAACACCCUGCUGUCUCUCCAGACGUUCCCUGUGAUGAGUCAGUGGCCUGUCAGGAUGGAACCACAUGUUGUAAAACACAAGAAGGGGGAUGGGCAUGCUGUCCUCUGCCACAGGUAUACUAUGUCUCAUAUUCAAAUCUGGACAUGGAAGACUGUUCCACUGCUUUAAAAAAAUAUAUAUUCCCCUCUAAUCAGGGACUGAUUUAGACCUGGGACACCAGGUGGGUGACAUUAAUUAUCAGGUAGAACAGAAAACCAGCAGGCUCCAGACCUCGUAGGGUAAGAGUUGAGAACCCCUGCUCUAGGCGUUCAAUUUACUCUCUUAACUAAUCAAUUUCUUCAAGAUAGAUCAACCUGAUUGCAUGUCUUUUGCUUGUCCCGUGACAGCUUCCCCUUUUUGUUUGGGUUCUUCUCUCCCAGGCAGUUUGCUGCAGUGACUUCAUCCACUGCUGCCCUCAUGGUAAGAAGUGCAACCUGGCUGCCCAGACGUGUGACGACACCUCAGGCUCCCCGUCUGAGCCCUGGCUGAAGAAGGUUCCUGCCGUGCCUCGGGAGGGUAACUUGCCAGGGAAUGUGACCUGUGACCCCACCCACAUGUGUCCCGACAACACCACCUGCUGCAAGACAGCGUCAGGAGACUGGGCCUGCUGCCCCAUGCCUGAGGUAGGGACAAAGAGAUGUGGCUUGUACUGCAGUGGAUAGGCAAAUUAAUGAAUGGCAUCUUAACUUGACUGCUCUGCGAUGUGGUUAGAGAUUCUGUAUGGCUAACAAAGAGGCACUUAGUUUUGGUCUUUACGACAUCCCAGUAUAACUUCUCAUUUUUUACUCCUGUCAACUUGCUGCUGCUUGUGAUCCUAACCUUUCUUCUGCCUUGCUAAGGGGUUUGGAGCUUGAAACACAUGUUGUUUUUAUAGCAAGGGGGGCUAUGUUUCAUUGAAAGUGAAACUGGGUAAUCUAGGGAGUCACAACUGUUCUCUAACUGUGUAUAAUCUCUUCUGCUACCAGCAAUACUUCUACAUAAUUCCUAUAAAGGCUUGUGACAGUCUUAAAUGACAGUAAAUGCUUGUUGUGUGUCCUUUCCCUUCCUCCUCCAGGCUGUAUGCUGUGAGGACCACGAGCACUGCUGCCCCCAUGGCACCACCUGUGACCUGGCUUCCCUCGCCUGUGAUGGCCCCUCAGGGCCGGAGCCCAUGGUGGGGAAGGUGCCCGCCCUUACAACCCUGGCACCUGAUCAUGAGGAGGCAGCCACAGACCACCAGGGGAUGCAGACGGAUGACAUGGAGCCGCCUACAGACAAUGAUGAAGGUGAUGAAGACGAAGAGGAGGGGCCAAAGACACAGUGUGACGCCCACACCACCUGUCCAAAGGACGCCACCUGCUGCUUUAUGAAAUAUUUUGUUAGCUCCUCCAGUUGUGUUGAUCGCUAACAUCCUGCUGUCUCUCCAGACAUUCCCUGUGAUGAGUCAGUGGCCUGUCAGGAUGGAACCACAUGUUGUAAAACACAAGAAGGGGGAUGGGCAUGCUGUCCUCUGCCACAGGUAUACUAUGUCUCAUAUUCAAAUCUGGACAUCAAAGACAGUUCCACUGCUUUUAAAAAAAAUAUUCCCCUCUAAUCAGGGACUGAUUUAGACCUGGGACACCAGGUGAGUGACAUUAAUUAUCAGGUAGAACAGAAAACCAGCAGGCUCCAGACCUCGUAGGGUAAGAGUUGAGAACCCCUGCUCUAGGCAUUCAAUUCUCUCUCUUAACUAAUCAAUUUCUUCAAGAUAGAUCAACCUGAUUGCAUGUCUUUUGCUUGUCCCGUGACAGCUUCCCCUUUUUGUUUGGGUUCUUCUCUUCCAGGCAGUUUGCUGCAGUGACUUCAUCCACUGCUGCCCUCAUGGUAAGAAGUGCAACCUGGCUGCCCAGACGUGUGACGACACCUCAGGCUCCCCCUCUGAGCGCUGGCUGAAGAAGGUUCCUGCCGUGCCUCGGGAGGGUAACUUGCCAGGGAAUGUGACAUGUGACCCCACCCACAUGUGUCCCGACAACACCACCUGCUGCAAGACCGCGUCAGGAGACUGGGCCUGCUGCCCCAUGCCCGAGGUAGGGACAAAGAGAUGUGGCUUGUACUGCAGUGGAUAGGCAAAUUAAUGAAUGGCAUCUUAACUUGACUGCUCUGCGAUGUGGUUAGAGAUUCUGUAUGGCUAACAAAGAGGCACUUAGUUUUGGUCUUUACGACAUCCCAGUAUAACUUCCUAAUUUUUUACUCCUGUCUACUUACUGCUGCUUGUGAUCCUAACAUUUCUUCUGCCUUGCUAAGGGGUUUGGAGCUUGAAACACAUGUUGUUUUUAUAGCAAGGGGGGCUAUGUUUCAUUGAAAGUGAAACUGGGUAAUCUAGGGAGUCACAACUGUUCUCUAACCGUGCAUAAUCUCUUCUGCUACCAGCAAUACUUCUACAUAAUUCCUAUAAAGGCUUGUGACAGUCUUAAAUGACAGUAAAUGCUUGUUGUGUGUCCUUUCCCUUCCUCCUCCAGGCUGUAUGCUGUGAGGACCACGAGCACUGCUGCCCCCAUGGCACCACCUGUGACCUGGCUUCCCUCGCCUGUGAUGGCCCCUCAGGGCCGGAGCCCAUGGUGGGGAAGGUGCCCGCCCUUACAACCCUGGCACCUGAUCAUGAGGAGGCAGCCACAGACCACCAGAGGGUGCAGAUGGAUGACACGGAGCCGCCUACAGACAAUGAUGAAGGUGAUGAAGACGAAGAGGAGGGGGCAAAGACACAGUGUGACGCCCACACCACCUGUCCAAAGGACGCCACCUGCUGCUUUAUGAAAUAUUUUGUUAGCUCCUCCAGUUGUGUUGAUCGCUAACACCCUGCUGUCUCUCCAGACGUUCCCUGUGAUGAGUCAGUGGCCUGUCAGGAUGGAACCACAUGUUGUAAAACACAAGAAGGGGGAUGGGCAUGCUGUCCUCUGCCACAGGUAUACUAUGUCUCAUAUUCAAAUCUGGACAUGGAAGACUGUUCCACUGCUUUAAAAAAUAUAUAUUCCCCUCUAAUCAGGGACUGAUUUAGACUUGGGACACCAGGUGGGUGACAUUAAUUAUCAGGUAGAACAGAAAACCAGCAGGCUCCAGACCUCGUAGGGUAAGAGUUGAGAACCCCUGCUCUAGGCGUUCAAUUCACUCUCUUAACUAAUCAAUUUCUUCAAGAUAGAUCAACCUUAUUGCAUGUCUUUUGCUUGUCCCGUGACAGCUUCCCCUUUUUGUUUGGGUUCUUCUCUCCCAGGCAGUUUGCUGCAGUGACUUCAUCCACUGCUGCCCUCAUGGUAAGAAGUGCAACCUGGCUGCCCAGACGUGUGACGACACCUCAGGCUCCCCGUCUGAGCCCUGGCUGAAGAAGGUUCCUGCCGUGCCUCGGGAGGGUAACUUGCCAGGGAAUGUGACCUGUGACCCCACCCACAUGUGUCCCGACAACACCACCUGCUGCAAGACAGCGUCAGGAGACUGGGCCUGCUGCCCCAUGCCUGAGGUAGGGACAAAGAGAUGUGGCUUGUACUGCAGUGGAUAGGCAAAUUAAUGAAUGGCAUCUUAACUUGACUGCUCUGCGAUGUGGUUAGAGAUUCUGUAUGGCUAACAAAGAGGCACUUAGUUUUGGUCUUUACGACAUCCCAGUAUAACUUCUCAUUUUUUACUCCUGUCAACUUGCUGCUGCUUGUGAUCCUAACCUUUCUUCUGCCUUGCUAAGGGGUUUGGAGCUUGAAACACAUGUUGUUUUUAUAGCAAGGGGGGCUAUGUUUCAUUGAAAGUGAAACUGGGUAAUCUAGGGAGUCACAACUGUUCUCUAACUGUGCAUAAUCUCUUCUGCUACCAGCAAUACUUCUACAUAAUUCCUAUAAAGGCUUGUGACAGUCUUAAAUGACAGUAAAUGCUUGUUGUGUGUCCUUUCCCUUCCUCCUCCAGGCUGUAUGCUGUGAGGACCACGAGCACUGCUGCCCCCAUGGCACCACCUGUGACCUGGCUUCCCUCGCCUGUGAUGGCCCCUCAGGGCCGGAGCCCAUGGUGGGGAAGGUGCCCGCCCUUACAAACCAGGCACCUGAUCAUGAGGAGGCACCCGCAGACCACCAGGGGGUGCAGAUGGACGAGGAGUUGCCCAGGACACAGUGUGACACCCACACCAGCUGCCCAAAGGACGCCACCUGCUGCUUUAUGAAAUCCACCCAGAAGUGGGGCUGCUGCCCACUGCCACAGGUGAGUGUUACAGUCAUGGUUAGUGCUGAGCGAUGAGUGCUUUUGAGGUAGUUUCGGUUUGAUUAUUAAAAAAUAAUCACGGAUUUCGGUUUUGAUUAUUUGGGUUGAAUGCUGUAACACAGAAUAAAACAAUUAAUACAAGUCCCAUGAUGGUAGUGACUGCCCAUUACUGCUUAUCACUUAUUAACCAUAAUUUAUUCACAUUACUUUACUUUAAUACAAUAUUUCAGUUGUUGUGGAUAUGACUUUAUUAUUUCAUAACAAGUCAUAAUUUCAUCUCUAUAGAGCUGCUGUCUGACAAAAUCACUAUUUUAGUAGUUCUUCAAAGUCAAUAAGGCAUACUUUUAUGACUGCUGAAUACCAACUAUCAAUCACUUUGAUCUAGUAUUUUCAGGUAGAGAUACCACAAGAAGCAACAGCUUCUCCAAAGACAGUACAGUAUGAAGAUAGGCAGAAACUGCUCCUCCAAUAGAAAUCCCCGAUCAUGCUUGUAGGCGAUGUCAUGUCGACGUUGGCUAGCUAAGCUCAUGCGCAGAAACAUGUCAUUGGGUCUAACGGGCAUCACAUGCCGAACUGCGCAUGUGCAAACCGUCAAAUCAAAGGCACUCCUUCAAUAUAAAGUAGUUUUCUGACUAAAAUGAAAAUGUGUCAGUUUGUCACUUUCACGAGGUUGGAGUAAUAGUAUGUUCAACUACUUAAGACAUUGGCUGGAAUCUAGGUUGUGCCUUUAGAUUUCGCUCAAAAUUAACAAUUUAAGGACACAUUUUUCCACUUCUCUCAUUGACUUCUCAAACCCCAAACCUCGGCCUGCUCUGCUAAUCAAGUGUUCCCGGAAGUCUCGCGAAGUUGCGCCUCUGGAUUUAGAAACUCUGUGGCUGCUCUCUAUAUCACCUCAUGAUCGUGCAUUCUUGUCUCUUCUGUAGCAGGCAUAAAAGAAACACAGACCGGACAAGUAGAUGCGCAAUGGAUUGUGGUCAUUGUAGUUAAUUACAAUGUUUUAUGCGCUAAACUAUGAGGAAUAUUGGCCUGUUGGAAACUACAAUGACCUACUACAUUGCACAGUUCAGGAUGGAUCUGAUUUAUCUCUAGAGAAACUGUGCAAUGUGCGCAUUGAGCUCAUAGAAAAAUUCAAUUAAUUGAACUGAUAACCGCAAUUUUGGUUAAUCACUCAGCACUAGUAAUGGUGUUCCCAACUAGUGAGGAAGGACUCCCAAUAAGUGGCCUCAUAAUUUUAGGGAAUGAAAGCCCUUUCCCUCACCACUCGCUAUUCUCUCUCUUCCCCAGGCAGUGUGCUGUGCUGAUGGAGAGCACUGCUGUCCCAAAGACUACAUAUGUGAUAUGAGCAAGACUUCCUGCUCUAAGGGUGUGGUGGUGAUCCCAUGGUACAACAAGCUGGCAGCUGAGCCAGAUGACAGUGCCCUCGCUGCCCCCCCCUCUGUGAAGUGUGACGCCCAGAACAGCUGCCCUGAAGGCUCCAGCUGCUGCCAACUUUCCACUGGACAGUGGGGCUGCUGCCCCCUGUGCAAGGUGUGUGUGUGUAUGUGUUUGUGUGAGUGAGGGUGUGUGUUGGUAUGCACAUGCGUAUAGAGAACCCUAGAAAUAGUUUUGCUCUGCUAUCUCACAUGGGGAACCUUUCAUGUCAUUUCUUUAUGUCUUGUCUCCCUGUAUAGGCUGUGUGCUGUGCAGAUGAGGAGCACUGCUGUCCACAGGGCUACAGCUGUAACAUGGGCUCAGGGACUUGCCAGAAGCUAAUGUUUCUUCAGUUCCAGACGAUACCCCUAACCCGGGUGUCUGCGCCUGAGCCCCCGACCCCACAGGAGAAGGAAAUCCACUGUGGGGGGCCGUUUGUCUGCAAUAAUGAGGAGACAUGCUGCAAGGUCUCCACCACUACAUGGGGCUGCUGUCCCUCUCCAAAUGUAUGAUAUAUAUACCACUGCCCUCUCACCACAGAUGCUUCUAUAAAUGAAAAUGUUGUUGUACUAAUAUUAGUGGAGUUCAAGACUAGGGCAUCUACUCUCCUUCUAUUGAAUAGUCAAAUUCCUAUAAGAUAUCUCUCAUUGCCUCCUCUCGAUCUCUCUUUCUUUACUCUCCCUUCCACCUUCUCUCUGUCCUCUCCCUGUCCUCCUCCUCCUGUCUUCCUCCACCUGUCCUCCUAGGCGGUGUGCUGCAGUGACAUGAAGCACUGCUGCACUACAGGCUACACCUGUGGUGAGGGAGGGACCUGCACCCAGUCCACUGGCUUCAACUGGGACCACUGGCAGGUGUUCUUCUCCAACAAGAAGAGAGCCCUGCGUGUGUGACAACCAUUGGAGUGAUAGGCCCACACUCCAGCGCCACACGCAUUGCACUAUUGAAGGGACGCAUUGCACUAUUGAAGGGACGCAUUGCACUAUUGAAGGGACGCAGGGACUUACUACUACUGUUAUAGUAUGUCAAAUUGUAUUUUUCUCAGGGUAUAAAUGGUAUAUAUCGGACAGGGAACUGAAAAUAAGGCACAUUAUGCACCAUUGAUUGGUGGAAGUUGCUUGGUAUGUUACUACAUUUGCUUCAAGAGAUACCCAUGCUUGCUCAUGCACAGAAACUAUCAAGGAUUUGAAAUCACCAAAAAUGCAAUACCAAUGUUCAACAAUAUUUUAGUAUGCUUUUAGGGUUGUGGCUCAGGGAAAGAUUGGAAUGUGAUAUAAAACUAGUUGUAAGCCACUAUCAAGAUUGACACAGAGGAGCAUAGAAAUUACAAGAAUUUAGUACUGUUUACAAUGUUUGAUGUUACCUUCUAACAGGAAGAGUGUUGUUGUGUUUUUUUUUAGUUGAUCAUGUGAAGUGCAUUGUGCCUCAUCAAAUAGUUUCAGGUAUGCCUUUGAAAUAAAUGCCUUUUACGUGAAAUUGUCUGUGCCAUAUGCCACCCUGUGGCUGAACUGAUACUGUCUACUUGGGAAAACUGCUUACUCUUCUUCUUCGGUGGGGUUUAUCGACGGUUGGCAUCCAACGCUAUGGUGCAUUACCGCCAUCUACUGUACUGGAGUGUGCCAGAGACAGGGAGAAACUAAAU
Molecule: messenger RNA, 10519 nt
Organism: Coregonus sp. 'balchen'
Lineage: Eukaryota; Metazoa; Chordata; Actinopteri; Salmoniformes; Salmonidae
Source: the annotation of a GenBank genome assembly